CACUAAACACGAAAUCACGUCCUGUACUGUCCUACUUACUCCGAUCCUACCGUGUCAAUGAUUUUCCUUUUGUGAUGGAAAAUGAGUUACGAUCCAGUGUUACGACACUUCAUGCUCACCUCAAGUAGGCCGUCUCAAGCUGCGCAGCAACAGCCGCUAGAUAUGGACCCGAGAUUGCCGAUAAAACUACAGGAAAACGUCGCUGAUCUUGGAGGGCUAGCCAAGCAGAUUCUUCGCGGAUCUAAAUCUAACGAGCACUUGAUGCAAGCAGCACGGAAUCUGGCUACUCAUGAAGCAAACGUUGACAAUUCAGCUCAUAAUUUAAAAAAGAUGAGUCUGAUGGUAUCACAGCUUCAAUUUCAGGCUGAAGCAAUUGAAAGAAGCUUGGAGGUCAUGGAUACGCUACAGGAUCAACUGCAAACACUCCAGAGGUGAUGCACAAUUUGCACAGAUCUGUGGUUAUUACAUCCACGGACUCACCAUGGGAAGAUUUCAGCCAGGAAUGCCAUGAGCUGUGUGCAUCAGGAGCUGGGUGUAGUGUGCUCUUCUUGGAUAAGCUGUGUUGCCACAAUAACCGGCAAAGCUUUAAACCAAAGUGUGGCUUUCUUUAAUUUGUGACUGUUAUCCUGCCAAUGACACAGGAAUUGUUUCUUAUGGACUCUGUCCACGGACAGUAGCUUGCACAAACCUCUUGCGCGUACCUGUUUCCGCACAUUUACGGUGCAUAGUACACACAACUUAUUUCAUUCUGAAUGUGCACAAAAGCCAUAGUGAGCUCCGCGUGACCGCCAGGCAUCAUCGGCAAUGCGUUCAAAUGUCCCUCCCAUUCGUCUCCCCCUACUCUCUCUUUGGACCGUUGAGGGGAUACUUGUGCAUGGAGCCCAUAUUGUUAACAUCUUAAAAGUCUAAAUUUUGGCAAAACUGGAAGCCAAUUUAUGCAUGUUGAACGUUUGGUUGUACAAGUGUAUUGUAGCUAAUCUCUGGCUUUUGUUCCCAACAACACUGCAACUCAAAGGAAAAACUUGAAGUAAAUUCAAGUAGAUGAUGAACCAAAAAUGUGUAAUCUUCCAUUGGAAUAAGUCUGAUCCUGGUUCUUAGUCACACCUGUGAUUUCAAUAGUUGCCAGCACUGAUUGGCCGCCCUCACAUUGACAAUGUAAAGACAUGACAUCAACAUGGCUAAAACACCAUCAUUAAAUGGGCAGUGCUCCAGAGGACUUCAAAUCAGAAAAUUGCUUUUAGAUGUCGAGUCUCAGACAUUCAUCUAGCAUGUGAAGGCAGAAAUGGCCUCUAUGUGAGUUAGAUACCACUAGAAUCUUGUGUGCAGUAAAUAUGUGCUUAUUUCUAAUACUGAAAGUUCCACCUUUAUGCUAAUAACAUUGUUAAAGGUAAUAAGAAAUAUAUUAUAAAUAACCAAUAUUAUAAUGCACCAGUAUCCAUCAGAAUGUGAUGUUCAGGGUGCAAUACAAAGCAGAACAAAUCACAAAGUAACUUAGAUAGAACAUCAAGGCCAGAGGACAAUAAACACAAAAUGCAAAUGGACAAAUUAUAGUUUGUGUUUUAUUUGCAGAAAUUUCACUUCCACUUUUUAUUUCAUUAAAAAAGUUACCUUAGAGGAGUUUGUUUAUUUUACAUUUAUAACAAUUGUAAAAAAUAGAAUGACAAGAAAGUAACCAAACAAAUUGUAUUCUAAUUGUUUCUAAAUUGUGGAUGAGGAGCAACUGCAUUAAGAACAAAAACAAUUAAACUAAAUGACAAACUCUGCAGUACCUCUAAAUGUAGGGCAAAACCAGUGUGUAAUCUGCCAGUACAGAAACAAGCAUUCAGCACAACAUUGGUUUUAUACCAUGUAUACAGUAGAGUGUCAUACACUUGACAUAACUACAUUAAAAGAAAUGAAAUAGCAAAGACUUGUUCAUUUUUUUGUUAUUCAGUUUUAUCAGCAUUUUAGUACUGUUAGUUUCUCCAAAUAAAAAAUUAUUCUUUUAUAUGUAAAGCUUCAAAAACAAACUCGCAUUGAAUUGUUUUUACUCAAAUUAACCACUGUUUGCUCAAAUCUACAUGUAUAUGAAAUCAAACUGAAAAUUAGGACAAUGAAACAGAGCGAAUUUUUUAUGUGGAAUAAUUUUUUUAAUAGAUGAUCUUCAUGUAGGUCUGACAAAGAGAAAGUAGAAAUACAUUUAAAAGGCAGUAAAAUAAAUCCUUGCCACCUGUGCAUGGACAAGAGCAUCAAAAUCAUGGAAGCCGAUGUAUUUCAAAUUGGGUGGGAGAGGGAAAAUAGGGAUUCAUUAAAGUUAAAGAGAGAAACAAAACAGUCCACUGCCAUGGCUGUUGGCUAUAGACAUUGGGCCAAAUGAACUAUACAUUCUGCGAAAGGUAG
Molecule: messenger RNA, 2379 nt
Organism: Patiria miniata (bat star)
Lineage: Eukaryota; Metazoa; Echinodermata; Asteroidea; Valvatida; Asterinidae
Product: BLOC-1-related complex subunit 7-like
Exons: 5
Coding region: 82-435 (117 amino acids)
Cellular component (GO): BORC complex
Source: RefSeq, a predicted model, not a curated record